AUUAUACCCUAGAAAUGUAGUAAGAUGGGAUCAAAACAGCAGCUUCAAACCUUGGCAUGAGUAUUUGUUAGAUCCAAAAAUAAUGUGGAUUUCCUAAAGAUAACUGCUUCACAAUUUGGGUCUACAAGAAAUCUCAAAUUACAACUCUGAAUUGUUUUUGGCAACUAGAAUCCACUUAGAUUCUCGAUCGUUUUCAUGAAUGCAUAUAUGUCUUAACUCCCACCAACCCUUUUUAAACAUACUUUAUCUUUGAUUGGUCAAGGCAUGCAUGGUAGAAGCAGUUCAUGCAAGCGGUAUAAAUUUAUUUGUGAAAUUAGAGUUUCUUAUAGAUAUCUCUUCACUGUCAAAUGCCAAACUUCUGACUCCUUGCAGGUGAUAUAAUGAGCGUAAUUCACAUGAAUUGACAAUGCCAAGGAGCAAGCAGUCGUAACAGUAGGACUUAGUAAUUCUACUUAAACUAUUUCCGAGCUUUUUACCUCCAAGUAUGAUAAUUAGUCUAUACGAACUCUGCUUUUCCUUCCAAACUCUAUGAUCUGUAGCACAUUGUACUCAUUUCUUCUUACGGAGAUGUAGCCCAUGCACGUAUCUAGAAAGCGUAACCUUCUGUGUAGAUGCAAUGAGGGCUAGAAAUCUAGGUCGUGCGAAAGGGCAUUAGAUACCUGUCCGUAUGUUAUGAUAGUCAUGUGUUGCUGCACGCGAUUUGUCAUGUAAAUAUGAUAGAUUUAGAUGCCGAUUAAAAAAUGAAAGCUGUGAUACAAACCUACAAUCUGCUGUGUAAUUUGUACCCGAUAGCUAAAACUCUCCAAGACUUGAAGAAAAUUGGAAAUUUGAAGCCUGGUAGAGUACUGUACAGUAAGUGCAUGAACAACUACAAGCAAACAAACAACAGAACCUAUGGAAUGGCAGUGCAGACCCCUUUGCGAAGGCAUAGUCCUGUUACGUAGUUAAUAGUGCCUUAGACCGUUUAACUGCCUGUGGGUCCAUCCUCGUACUCAUCUCGCGGUAUGGGAUUCUCUUCCAUCUCCCCGUCACUUGGUCCAUUCACAAAGAUCGCACAGAAGCAAAAAGUUGAAACGGAAUCCAUCUCGAGGUUGUCGUUCACUCCCGCCCCAUCCGAUCUCCUCGAGCCAAUCUCCACAGGCGAGGCCUGAAUCCUACCUAUCCAAGUUGGACGCAGUAUCUCGCGUUGUAGAGUUUUGGUAUGAUUCUCAGAAACCGAGAUGAUUGGACUGUCAUCAGACUGAAGGCAACCUUAACGAAUCAACCCAUUAAUUCGAGCGGGCCGACGAGCAACACGGUUCGUUAGUCAAGCGACAAACUCGCUCGAGUGACAUCAUUGACAAUGAGAAUGUUUCAAGAUUGUCUUCGAGGAAGGAAGCUCAGGAAUGAUUCACAGAACCACUUCCAGUCGCAGCCUUGGACCAGCCGCGCAAACAAUGGAGCGCGUACCAGUCCGGAAUUCGGGGGAAGUCUUUCAAACACAGGACCGUUAAUCAUGCCCAAAUUCCAAGACUCAUUCGAAUUUGAAUCUAGCAGCCGGAAAUGUUGAUGAAUCCGGCAUCUCCGGACUGCGAAGCUUGGAGACGACAUUCCAUCGCGUGCUGGUUAGAAACUGAAACGGAUGGAAGUGUCGACUCCAAAAGCUCCGGUUCAUCUUUCACGACCACACUUUGAACAAACAAUGAACAUGUGGACGUUAGAGCCGGUGGCUGAGAAAACCUGGAGCUUGGACAUGUCCCGCAUUCCUUGCAAAUUUCGGGGUUAGGUGAGCUUUUGAAGGGAGGAGGAAAAAGAAAAGAAGUUGGCCGAGUCGUCUGUUCCGCAGUGCGCUCCAAUUUGCUUCCUCGUCUCGCCCACAGGAAAUUAGCGGAAAAAUCUGCUCAAGUUCCUGCAUUAAAGGCCAAGGAAGCGAAUCCGGCGCCCUUGGGAGUCUGGACUCUCUCAUCCCGUAUCGUUACCUGCAUGUAACAGUAUGAUGGAGCUGUUUUGAAAUUCUCACCACUUGCAACGAUUUAUUCUUGAGAACGACAUGCGGAUUGAGAUGCAUGCUGACACCAGCAUCGUCACCAAGUCUGCAUUCUUAAAUCAUCACGGAGACGGCGCCUUCUGGGACCAGGAACCGAUUUAUCUUCUCGUCGACAAUUGAAGCUUAUAACUCAUUCUGUAGAAUCAAACACAGAUCAAUUUAAGAACGCUGCCUCAAGGUAAUAUCCUCGUUCGGUGGAUUUCAACUCAUUCGUUAAGCACUGGAUACCGUUGAAAACUCAAACAGUAAGCUAAAGGGCAAGUUAAUGGUGAGCUUGGGUUUGCACCCAAGCAUGUCUCGUUCUGAAUAACAGCGCUGCGGUUGAGAAAGCUGCUGGAGGCAAGGCAAGGUCACGAGUGACAAAACUCUCGAAUGACUUGAACAUUUGACAGCUUUGGUCCCAGAAGAGUCAAACUGAAUAAGUACCCACAGAUGAAGCGAAGUGUGAUAAGUCGAUUCUCGUGAUAAGAUCCUUCGUUGUCUUCAAUCCGAGGACCCGGACUACUUCCUUCCAUCACAGUGAAAGUUGCAAUAUACGACCAUAACUUGACAUACUAAAACACAGCUAUUGGUGUAAGAUUCAUUAGCGAAAUCGAGGUUCCGGGUGAUAGAGGGAGUCAACCAACUGUUCCUGGAAUGAAAAUGUCACUCCCAUGAUCUGCCUAUCUCUCCACGAGUUUUGGGACACAUCUGGUCAACUGUUAAUCUGAAUCCAGGCUUUGGCUUAGACUCAGACAGAACACACAAAGGAACAUCUCGUGCCAGCAGCAAGAGCAGCCUGGUCCCAUGUCCCCAAAUGAUGGGCCUGAAUUACGACGUCACCUCAAUAAUGUCUCCUCUCAUAUUACUACUGUGUCUCGCUCCAGCAAGUGCAUUAUGUUUUUCAGAGCUGUGCAUGCAUCUCUUCACUUCUCAUCCGAUUCGCUCUCAUUCCGACUUAGAUGAGCUGCUGUUGCGAUCAGUCAACACUUUUGACCGCAGGCAUUAUAUUCAUCAUCCCACUCGAGAAACAUAUAAGAUGAUAUUUGAUAGAUACAAUAUCAGAUAUCGCCAACUCCUCAUGUAACAAGCAAGCAACUAACUCAGAAUCUGCUGAUGUACUCAGCAACAGAGGAACGAGUGAAUGAUUUUUCACGUCCGCGGAAAACACGAAGGGCCCAUAGGACACAAAGAACUUGAAGGCUGAACAGAGGCUGACAUAAAAGAGCAUCAGCAAUGCAGACACCUCAGAUCAGAAGAAAGGAUGGGACUCUCAGGAGUUAUGAUCCAAGUGAGCAAGUGUCAACAGGGCCGUCAAUAUUUUUCUUCUGUUUCAGUUCUGAAAGUCCUCAACUGAAUUUUGGACAUGGAUUUGUGUUAAAUUCCACGACAAGGUGGUGGAACCGUGUAAGUAAGUACAUGGUCAAGUCUCGAACGACUUGUUGUACUGAAGAGAGAUUUGAGAACCAAUGAUUGAAGCCUCCUGAGCGACCUCAUAAAGGGAAUCAUAAAUGCGAGCACCCUGAGUUUCACACACAGUUUGGACAAAUAAUAGGUAAACGGUAUGUACAUCAUGGAUACAAAUCAUGGAGAAAAUAGGAGAGGCAACACAACGCAGCCUCAUACAUGACGACAACUAUGUACGGUACGCGGUCAUCCAUCCUCUACGAUGUUCAGGGAAGAGAAUGAGGGACCGAGUGGGAGCAUAUGAAAGCACCCAGAGAGGUAGAACAAUAAAUAAGGGGUGAACGCUUCACUCCUGAAGUCCUCGCAUUCAUAUCUUCUUCAGAUAUCCAAUGUUUCCUCAAAAAAGAAUGAUUACGCUCUUUCCAGCUUUACAAGCUUGAAUGAUCAUUCGGCAACGGAGAAUUUGAUCAAAGUAAAGUACUCUUCUUUCUUUCAUAAGUUAGAAUUAUCAAAGCUUAGUCGGGAACCCUACUUCCAUCUGCUUCCUGUUAUAUGAACAGAAUC
Marchantia polymorpha subsp. ruderalis is the source of this 3976-nucleotide messenger RNA. NCBI's taxonomy places the organism in Eukaryota, Viridiplantae, Streptophyta, Marchantiopsida, Marchantiales, Marchantiaceae. The record is from the annotation of a GenBank genome assembly.